This is a messenger RNA of Lates calcarifer (barramundi perch), 2098 nucleotides long. RefSeq names its product transmembrane and ubiquitin-like domain containing 2 (gene tmub2). NCBI's taxonomy places the organism in Eukaryota, Metazoa, Chordata, Actinopteri, Centropomidae. The transcript has 3 exons. The record is from RefSeq and is a predicted model, not a curated record. The coding region runs from base 284 to 1276 and encodes 330 amino acids. Gene Ontology annotation, molecular function: protein binding.
UUCCCAGCUAGCAGGGCUGGGCUAGCUCACUAGCUACUUAGCUAGCUAACUGUUCGGUAGAAGCGGCGGAUUAACUACAGCAUAACAAGUUAGCAUCGCAGAAGUAGAGCUUUCAUAACGGCAUAUUUUAUCUAUAAUGGUUUAAUGGCAAGGACAAAGACCAACACAGUUGACACAGCUUUGACUACAUGGAUGGUUGAAAGUAGCAUCACAGCUACAAGUUAACAGCUGUUGACCAGCCUUGGUAGCUGCUGCUGCGGAUCUUUAUGUUUGGAGGACAGAGAUGGCAGUGUGUGCACUGACCAUGCUGGAUGGGAUGGAGGAGGAGGUGACGGCAGCGGGCGGUAUGCUGCUCCUGGUCCUGGCCCUCGUCCUGGCUUGGCUCUCCACUCAUGUGGCCGAUCGGGGAGACCACAUACUAGGCACCAUCCUCACCGUGGGCGCUCACGCCUCUCUGAUCGGACUGGGGGGCCACGACAGCUACAGCGGGGGGUCUCCCAGCGCUGACGCCCCUGAGCAGCAGCCUCCUGAGCCCUCGCAGGAGAACAAGCCGGAUGAUGGCGAGCCGGGGGCCGAGAGAGGAGAGGGGGAGGGAGCGGAGGGGGUGAGGACAGAUCUGCUGCUGGACAUUCAGAGCAAACAACUACAGGCUGAAGGACUGCAUACUUCUGAUGAGGAGGAUGAUGAAGUUGAUGAGGAGGAGGAUGACGAGGAGGAGCUGGAGGAGGAAGAUAAAAAGGUUACAAAGUCUAUUCCAGUUUUGACCAGCACCAUCUCCCCCACCACCACCACCACCAUUUCUGUUCGACUCAAGUUUUUAAAUGACACGGAGGAGGUGGCUGUUGUAGAACCACAGGAUACAGUGGGAGUACUGAAAAGUAAAUACUUCUCAGGUCGGGAGCAUCAAAUAAAAUUGAUCUACCAAGGCCAGCUGCUGCAAGAUCCCAAGAAGACCCUGUUGUCCCUGAACAUCACACACAACAGCGUGAUCCACUGCCACAUUUCCCAGACUCUGCACGAGGCCGGCCCAGAGGAAGGAGGGGCUCAGCCUGGGGCAGGAGCGGGAGUCGGGUCCGGGGUCUCUGGAGGAUUCAGAGCGGCAGGCGUGGCCAUCAGCACCGGAAGCCUGGUGGUACCCGUGUUCGUGGUGAUCUUGGCGGUGGUGUGGUACUUCCGCAUCAACUACAGGCAGUUCUUCACGGCCCCUGCGACCAUCUCCCUCGUGGGAGUCACUGUGUUCUUCAGCUUUCUGAUAUUUGGGAUGCACAGCCGCUGAAAAAAAAAAAAGGCAGAGAGGGGACAACAACACUUACAGCUGAAUGUUUUGAGGUAGAAUAAAAAUAACUGCAGCAGGUGGGUGAGCGUCUGACAGACUUAAAAAAAAAAAGGGCCUCAGUGCUGAUACCACAGAUGAUAGGAGUGUGAGUGAGUGAGUGUGUGUGGGUGGUUAGGUGAGCCUGUUUGUGCAUGUACCAGGAUUAAAACAAGAGGAGUGAUUGUACAGUAUACGUGGGUAAAUAAUAACCUGCAGUGAGUGAAGUUCUGCUUCAACCGAACCAUAAUUUAGCUUCUCUUCAAACAUAACUUAGUGGUUCACACCAUGUUUUAACACUCUGGCCUCAUCUCGUCUGCUCUUUUAUUGUCGUUAGACCAGUUUCUGUGUUUUAAGAAAUAAAAAACCGACAGAUGCAGGAGUCUAAAAUCUUUUGGAACCACUCACUGUUGUGCUGUGUGAACCAGUUUGACUCUUUACCAUUAUUUUGUGUUUACGUGAAACAACUCGAGCUCCAUGUAAGCAAAUAUAUAAACUGUACAGCUGCCUCGGUGCUAGGCUGAUUAACUUCAGAUAUUUUUGUUGCUCUGCAAUGUUGCUAUGUAGAAACAGGCUAAUUUAAAUAAUCCCUCGACAUGAAAAUAGACACUUUUUGAGAAGAUAUUGUAAAUACGUUGUGUAUUUUCUGUAAAUAAAACGAUCGAUUGAAUCAGAUGAACCCGCAUCUGGCACUUAAAAGAUUUGGAGGGGGACGUCAAACCCUCCUGAUUAUGCUGGACUGCUCUGGCUUCAGUGAUGUCUCAAAUUAAAGCAUUUCAAACCAAA